UAAAUAUGACUCUUCGCAUUCUCUUUCUCUUUUAUAGAAAAUAUACUCUCUUUUGUUCCUCUGUCAUCAUUUGCAAAACAUACACAAUCAACCGUUUCAGCUUUCCUUCAAUCUAUCUAAAUUUCAACUUAAACAAAAUGAAGAAAGAAAUGGCUGGAAAAACCUUCUUUUCGAAGAAAAACAAUGUCCGAAAGAAAAUCGCCAUUCUCCUUCACAGCUCAGAACCAAACGUUUUCAUCACCACCCACCAACAACCAGAAAACUCCGAAAACAAUUUUAGUCACCGCAGUAGCAAUGCCUCAUUACCUAGCCCUGUCAUGUCUUCUUGUUCAUCACCAGUCUACUUCAUGUCUCCAAUCAAUCAGAUGCCAUCGCCCUACUCUAAAUCUCCUUGGACCCUUCCUCAUGGCAGAAAUAGCGAAGAAAGUGUCAUCUACAACACUGGCUUGAUCGGGUCUUUGAUACGCGAAGAGGGUCAUAUUUAUUCGUUAGCAUCUUCCGGGGAUUUGUUGUACACAGGUUCCGAUUCAAAGAACAUUAGAGUGUGGAAGAAUCUAAUGGAGUUUUCAGGUUUCAAAUCGAGUAGUGGAUUAGUGAAAGCGAUCAUAGUUUUUGGUAAUCGGAUAUUUACCGGCCACCAGGACGGGAAAAUUCGGGUUUGGAAGUAUUCAGAUAAGAAGAAAAAAUCUUACAACCGGAUCGGUAAUUUACCCAGGACAAGAGAUUACAUCAAGAGCUCCAUGAACCCUAAUAAUUACAUUGAAGCAAGACGACAUCGUAACGUUCCAUGGAUCAAGCAUUAUGAUGUCGUUGCUUGCAUGUGUAUUGAUGAAGAAAAAGGGUUAUUGUAUUCUGGAUCAUGGGAUAGAACAAUGAAAGUUUGGAGGAUUUCAGAUUCGAAAUGUUUAGAAUCUGUAAACGCUCAUCACGACGCCAUUAAUUCGGUCGUCGUUGGGUUUGACGGUUUGGUUUUUACCGGGUCCGCCGACGGGAAGGUGAAGGUGUGGCGUAGGGAGUUCGUCGGUAAGACCACAAAACACCUUUUAGUUUACACGCUUUUGGAUCAGGACAGCGCUGUCACGUCUGUAGUGGUGAACGCCUCUCAGGCCACUGUGUACGCAGGAUUCUCCGAUGGACUGGUGAACUUUUGGGAACGCAAGAAGCAAACGUUCUCACACGGAGGAGUUCUGAGGGGACACAAGCUGGCAGUGCUUUGUCUGGCUACUGCCGGAAACCUGUUAUUGAGUGGGUCGGCGGACAACAGCAUCUGCGUGUGGCGGAGUGAAGGUAGGGGUAUUCAUACUUGUUUGUCGGUCUUGAAUAGUCACACCGGUCCAGUGAAAUGUCUUGCCGUUAAGAACCGGAAUGAGAAGGAUCAUGAUCGGAAAGAUGAAGAAUGGAUAGUUUACAGUGGCAGUUUGGAUAACUCAGUGAAGCUUUGGCGGGUGUCAGAACAGCUAGCAUGAAAUAUGUCAUUAUUAAGAGUUAAAACCAAUCACUAAUUGACACCACGCUCCGCCGUUUUGGAAGUAUAGAUCCAUGAUAGGCACGCUAACUAUAAGAAAUUUCGAGUUUUUAUCGAUUGAAAUGCGAAACAUCACAAUUUGGCAUUGGGGAGAAGAUUGAAGUAGAAAACGUUUGAUCAGAUAUUAGGUAGUCGAUAAAUGGUGAUGAAGAUCGAUCGCCAUUGUGUGUAUCUAUACCUCUAUAUGAGUAUAUGACGCAUUGUGUGUAUCUUUAUCCCUAUAGUCACCAAAACAUAUUGGAGACUGCUUAUUAAUGAUAUACUUCUGUGUUUCUGGA
This is a messenger RNA of Lactuca sativa (garden lettuce), 1803 nucleotides long. Its product is annotated as protein JINGUBANG. Gene Ontology annotation, molecular function: protein binding. The record is from RefSeq and is a predicted model, not a curated record. Lineage: Eukaryota; Viridiplantae; Streptophyta; Magnoliopsida; Asterales; Asteraceae.